This is a messenger RNA of Suillus subalutaceus, 576 nucleotides long. RefSeq lists its product as uncharacterized. The annotation marks the transcript as partial. The record is from RefSeq and is a predicted model, not a curated record. NCBI's taxonomy places the organism in Eukaryota, Fungi, Basidiomycota, Agaricomycetes, Boletales, Suillaceae. The transcript is spliced from 3 exons.
UCGGAGCGCACCGGUGUGACUCACCUCGUACAUGCGUGGCACAUGCAGGGCCAUCAUACCAGCAAGAGUCCUUUGAAGCCUUCAGCGGACAUGAUAAGGAACGCCCAAGUUACGCAAGCAGUGCAAUGGUACCUUGCGUACACUCGGCCGCUUGCCCUGAGCUUGGAAGAAAUGUUUAAAGUAUCAUGGCCUGCAUACUACGAAAGGUACCGAGCGGCCUUCGAAGCAGGUGUAUGGGUUGAAGACGAUCCUGGACCAUGGCUAGGGAGGGCCAUUGUGUGGAAGUUACAGGUUCUUCCGCAUCGCGAUGGCCUGGAUGGUGGGCCUACUGCCAUAUUCUGUCUUGGGAGCUUCAGUGGUGGCGAGUGUUAUUUGCCAGAUUUAAAUCUCAAACUUCAGUAUCGCCCUGGGGAUGUCUUAAUUUUUCUUUCAGGUGAUUUAUAUCAUGCGGUUGGAGAGUGGAAAGCAACACCAGGAGUUUCUGCUCGAGGUAUCACACCGGGGCGCAUCGGCAAUGUGUUUUUUACCCCCGCCGAUUCCCUGCGUGCUUUGGAAAACCGGCCUCCUAGGUGGUCC